AUGGCAAAGGACCAAAUUCAGGUGCUAAAUGCACUUGAUGUGGCGAAAACCCAAUGGUACCAUUUCACUGCGAUCAUCAUAGCUGGUAUGGGCUUCUUUACUGACGCGUAUGAUUUGUUCUGUGUAUCGCUUGUCACGAAGUUGCUCGGCCGUAUAUACUACCAUGUUGAUGGUGCAGCGAAGCCGGGAACAUUGCCUCCGAAUGUAUCAGCGGCUGUAAAUGGUGUUGCAUUCAUUGGAACACUUUCAGGACAGCUUUUCUUUGGUUGGCUUGGUGAUAAGUUGGGUAGGAAAAAAGUAUAUGGCAUGACACUCAUGAUUAUGGUUAUUUGUUCAAUUGGUUCUGGCCUUUCUUUUGGACACACUCCAGAAACUGUCAUGGCAACUCUUUGUUUUUUCCGCUUCUGGCUUGGAUUUGGUAUCGGUGGAGAUUACCCGCUUUCGGCUACCAUAAUGUCAGAAUAUUCUAAUAAGAAAACUCGUGGUGCCUUCAUCGCCGCAGUCUUUGCCAUGCAGGGGUUUGGAAUUUUGGCAGGUGGUAUAUUUGCAAUCAUAAUAGCUUCUAUAUUCAAGGCCAAAUUUGAUUCUCCGUCGUACGCGGUUGAUCCACUUGGUUCAACGGUUCCACAAGCAGACUUCGUUUGGAGGAUAAUCGUGAUCGUAGGAGCAUUCCCAGCUGCAUUGACUUACUAUUGGCGGAUGAAGAUGCCAGAAACGGCCCGUUACACCGCUUUAGUUGCUAAGAACACGGCACAGGCAGCAGCAGAUAUGUCUAAGGUUCUACAAGUUGAGAUUCAAGCUGAACCAGAGGAAGAAGUGAAGGAGAAAUAUGGCUUGUUCACCAAGGAGUUUCUAAGUCGCCAUGGCCUACAUCUUCUCGGUACAACAAGCACUUGGUUCUUGCUUGAUAUAGCAUUUUAUAGCCAAAAUCUCUUCCAGAAAGAUAUCUUCAGUGCAAUUGGUUGGAUACCUCCUGCACAAACCAUGAAUGCACUUGAGGAGGUUUACAAAAUCGCAAGAGCUCAAACACUUAUUGCUCUCUGCAGUACAGUUCCAGGUUAUUGGUUUACGGUGGCUCUCAUUGACAGGAUAGGAAGAUUUAAAAUUCAAUUGAUGGGAUUUUUCUUUAUGACCGUGUUCAUGUUUGCGCUAGCCAUUCCUUAUGAUCACUGGACUCAUAAAGAUAACCGAAUUGGAUUUGUAGUAUUGUAUUCCUUGACGUUCUUCUUUGCAAAUUUCGGCCCUAAUGCUACCACAUUUGUUGUGCCGGCAGAGAUUUUUCCUGCCAGAUUCCGUUCUACUUGCCAUGGAAUAUCAUCCGCAACAGGAAAGCUUGGUGCUAUAGUUGGUGCAUUUGGGUUCUUGUACUUGGCACAAAACCCGGACAAGAGUAAAGCUGAUGCAGGGUACCCUGCAGGUAUUGGUGUGAAGAAUUCUCUGAUAGUGUUGGGUGUGGUUAACAUUUUGGGAUUCCUCUUUACUUUCUUGGUGCCUGAGGCAAAUGGAAAAUCACUGGAAGAGAUGUCAGGUGAGAAUGAAGAGGAGGAAGUUGGAAGCAAAGAUGUAGAGAAAUCUCAUGCUAACAACAACGGCACUGUUACACAUAUUUAG
Molecule: messenger RNA, 1611 nt
Organism: Vicia faba (fava bean)
Lineage: Eukaryota; Viridiplantae; Streptophyta; Magnoliopsida; Fabales; Fabaceae
Source: the annotation of a GenBank genome assembly